AUGAACUUCCUUUACUCUGUGAUUGUGCCAGAGGAGGGCGGCGACACGGGUUUUGCCGACACGGUGCUUGCGCUGCAGCAGAUGGAUCCCGAGCUGCGCAAGGAGCUCGAGGGCCUGCAGAUUGAGGUGGAUGCCCGCAAGAUCCCGGACUUCUCCAGCCUGAAGGAGGACGACGAGCGCUUCCCCGUGGCCCUGCACUCCAUCAUCUUCAACCACGACGAGUCCGGCAUCGAGUCGCUGUACCCUGGAAACGGCAACGUCACGAUCAAGGGCAAGACCAAGGAGGAGUCGCGCGACAUCAUCGGCCGCGUGCUCGCCCACCUCGACAGGGAGCCGUACGUGUACUACCACAAGUGGACCAAGGGCGAUCUCGUGCUGUGGGACAACAAGACGUGCAUGCACCGCAGCAUGGGCGGCUACGGCAACCACCCGCGCAAGCUGUUCCGCACUCAGUGCUUCCACCACCCCAACCUCCGCACGCAGUCGUGAAUGAAUGCCUGCACAAUGGCCCAUGCGUCUGUUCUUGGGCUGUGUAGUUGCA
Salpingoeca rosetta is the source of this 541-nucleotide messenger RNA. Its product is annotated as taurine catabolism dioxygenase TauD. Gene Ontology annotation, molecular function: oxidoreductase activity. The transcript has a single exon. NCBI's taxonomy places the organism in Eukaryota, Choanoflagellata, Craspedida, Salpingoecidae. The record is from RefSeq and is a predicted model, not a curated record. The coding region runs from base 1 to 489 and encodes 162 amino acids.